UCUCUUGGCAUCACUGAUCACCCGCAUGAAGUGAAUGCUGUGUCCCUGCGUUACCCUAGACGGUAUAGAGCUGGCGGUGGUGAAGGCUUGUCUGUGAGUUUCCAGUGGAGUCGGGCCUCGGAACAGGUAUGCCGGCGGGUUCACGAGUACCCGAGGUAUGUGGUAAUACUAGCAUUUUCCAUGUGGAGUGGGACGUCAGCUCCUUUGUUUCUAUUCUAUUUGCAGAGCUUCGCUUUGUCCGGUCAAGUCGUAGCAUUCCAUCGUCCGAAGACUACCCUGUCAGCGUGCACGAGACCACCGGUACCUUAUGUGCGAAUCCGUCAAGAACAUUUGAGUACGGUCUUAUGCAUGAGAGACCAGGUGUGGAGCUUGCAGCGCUUAGGCGGCUAACCCAUCUCGUAUUGCCCUACGCUACUUACGAAUCUGCAUGCUCAGCGGCGAACUUGCAUCAUGUGAUAUUCGGCUGCACAAGGGACACUGCAGCGGAUUGCAUGGUAGAGGCCGGCGAGUCUACCGAGAGGGUCGUUUCUGACAGUGUACGCGUCUACCGCCAGCAAUGCUUGGGGAGAAACGUCAAGAAAGAGAUGUGUCUAGUGCAACUGAGUGCGACUUGGACAAAGCAGACAUUCUGCACUAUACAAAGCAACAGCUUCACCACAAGUGACAUGCUGUACCGAUGUAGCUUUAUGCAAGUAACGCAGAUAUUGGCGGAGAUUUCUGUAUGUACAUGAGUAGGUGGUGCACAGUACAGUACAUCUGAGCUCUCGGCUCGUGCCUUCAAGUAAGAUAUGAAAUGGGUGAACGCUGUGUUCUCAUGCGUCGUGCAACGGCAAGAAGAGCGAC
Messenger RNA from Macroventuria anomochaeta, 843 nucleotides. RefSeq lists its product as uncharacterized. NCBI's taxonomy places the organism in Eukaryota, Fungi, Ascomycota, Dothideomycetes, Pleosporales, Didymellaceae. Bases 129 to 731 code for a protein of 200 amino acids. The transcript has a single exon. The record is from RefSeq and is a predicted model, not a curated record.